This is a messenger RNA of Ostreococcus tauri, 1497 nucleotides long. Its product is annotated as FAD linked oxidase, N-terminal. The coding region runs from base 1 to 1497 and encodes 498 amino acids. Gene Ontology annotation, cellular component: mitochondrion. Gene Ontology annotation, molecular function: FAD binding; catalytic activity. The record is from RefSeq and is a predicted model, not a curated record. NCBI's taxonomy places the organism in Eukaryota, Viridiplantae, Chlorophyta, Mamiellophyceae, Mamiellales, Bathycoccaceae. The transcript has a single exon.
AUGUCGCGACCGACGACUCGGACGAGCGAUGCGUCGACGUCGAGGACGACGGACGACGCGCUCGUGCGAGCGCUCGCGCGCGCGCUCGGUGGCGACGACGCGCGCGUGCGCACGACGGAUGCGGCGAUGGAAAAGUACGCGGUGGAUUGGCAAAAUAAGUAUCGAGGACGCCCGCUGUGCGUGACGCUGCCGAGGACGACGGAAGAGGUGCGGGCGAUCGUGCGUUUGUGCGCGGAAUAUCGCACGCCGAUCGUGCCGCAGGGAGGGAACACUGGGUUAGUGGGCGGCGCGACGCCGACGGAGGCGAGAGAGGUGGUGGUGUGCAUGGAACGAAUGAACGGGAUACUGAGCGUGGACGAGGACGCGGGGUGCGCGACGUGCGAGGCCGGGGUGGUUUUGGAAGACUUAGAGAGCGCGGUGCGGAGUCGUGGGAUGACGGUACCGCUCGAUCUAGGGGCGAAAGGGAAGUGUCAGAUGGGCGGGUGCGUGUCCACCAACGCGGGCGGCUUGCGUCUGCUACGAUACGGAAGUCUGCGAGGGAGCGUUUUGGGCUUGGAGGUCGUCCUGGCGAACGGCGAGGUGCUGGAUCUCAUGCGCACACUCAGGAAGGACAACACCGGGUACGAUUUAAAACAGUUAUUCAUCGGGGCCGAGGGAACGCUCGGAUUGGUGACAAAGGUUGCGAUUUCCACGCCGCGCGCGCCGCUGAGCGUGCACGUCGCACUCUUCGGAUUGGAAUCGUUCGCCAAGUGCGUGGAGAUGUUAAAAUUGGCGAGGGAAAACUUGGGCGAAGUUCUGAGCGCGUACGAGUUCUUCGAUCGAGAGAGUUUGGAACUGGUGCUGGCGCAACUCAAGGGGACGCGCGACCCGCUCCCGGGUAAGCCGCGCGCGUUUUACGUCGUCGUCGAGACGAGCGGUAGCGUCGCAAAGCACGACUCGGCCAAGUUGAAGUCAUUUUUAAGCAUCGUCAGGCGUCGGGGUAUCGUCGUUGACGGUGUCGUGGGAAGAGACGAGAAACACGCGUUCGCACUCUGGACGCUUCGCGAACGCAUCUCGGUUGCCCUCAAGUACGCCGGAGCGGUGUACAAGUACGACGUCUCACUUCCCACCGCGAGAAUGUAUAACUUGGUUACGACUUUGCGCGAGCGUUUCGAACCAAAGUUUGGAUCAUCGGUCAAGGUUUUGGGAUACGGCCACCUCGGCGAUGGAAACUUGCAUUUGAAUAUAUCGUGCGCCGAGUACGACGACGCCAUCGAGCGCGCGAUCGAGCCCUUCGUGUACGAGUACGUGCGCGAUGAACGCGGCAGCAUCAGCGCUGAACACGGUUUAGGACUCAUGAAGGCGGAGGAAAUUCACUAUAGCAAGGAUGCGAAAGCCGUCGCGCUCAUGGCGACGAUGAAGCAGACGCUCGAUCCGCUCGGAAUAAUGAACCCACGCAAGGUCCUCCCCGUCGCCGCCGUGCGCGCGGCAGCUUCGACACCAAUGAGUAGACUGUAA